UCGCAGUCGCGCGUAUGUAGCUCAAGGCCGAGUAAAAUGUUGCGCAUGCAAGUACGCAAACUUGCGGCUGUACAUUAUCCUGUACAUGUGUUAUUGUUUGUGUCUUAAAUCGGUAGUUAAUCUGCAAGCGAGACCACCAGCGGGCGGACCCCCGUGAGUAACGAUGCGACCCAAACAUCGUUCGGGAAGCCGAGUUUAUGAUUUAAACGUCUUCCACGCUCAUCUUCUGGCUGUGUAAAUAACCAGCUACGUCAAGAUCUAAAUAGAGGAAAUGAUUCACACGACAAACAAACAGAUGUGCUCGGUGUGCCAGGCAAGAGAUAAUGAACACCGAUGUGCGCGACAUUUCACAACGUCAAGAUGAUGCUUGCAGCGCGAUACGAGUGGCAUAGGAGUCGUGAUAUUGUUAUCAACGCUAUUGAAUUCGAUCGAAAUUCUAAAAAAAAGAGUGUCGACAGCCCCAAUUUUUUUGCUGUAUGCUGAUACGAGAGAUAGAAGUCAACUUAGGAAACUACGCUGGAAAAGCAAGAAAAAAAAAAGCUGUUGAAUGACUUCCUGUAUGGAUGUUGCAUUGAUCGCAAGCUCGAAAGAUCAAAAAACUGAGUUACUGUAGGAGAUGGCAGAGACGAAGAAGAGCGUAGAAUUCGUCAGAGAAAUGUUUCUCGAGUUAAGUGAAGACUAUAUUCAACACGGAGCGACGAUAAGCGAUUUAAGAGCCGUUGCUAUACCUGCUAAUGUUAAGGACCACAACUCUGCGACACAACGCGCGUACCUGAAGAAAGUACUGUUAGUAUUACUCGUGCCAUUACUCUACGGUAUAUUUAAUAGACAGUUUAAUAUAAUCAAGAGCUUCCAAGGAACUCGAUGCUUACUGCCGAAUAAUUACCUCGUGUGGGAAUUCACGAGGCCGAUAGCGAAUUGCGAUUACUGCCGCGACGUCGAGUCGCCGCUGACCUUGCCAAAUUUGACCAAAGAGGAAUUUCGCGCGUACUCGUACUCGUCGCGACCUAUGAUAAUCAAGAGCGCGGCUCACGACUGGCCCGCGCGUACGAAAUUCACCCUGCAGUUCUUUCGAGAUCUAUACGAGCGUACCAAGGGUGCUUACGAGUCGGUGGAGGAGGAAUGCCAGUUCCUCGGCUUCAAGAGCAACUUCGCGAAUCUGCGCGAGGUGUUGGCGAUGAGCGAACGGCGAGCGCUGCACCGAGAGGGGGAAGAUCCCUGGUACAUCGGCUGGAAGAACUGUCAUCCGCAGAUCCUAGAUGCCAUGAGGCAGUUUUACAGCGUGCCUCACUUCUUGCCGGACGACGCGGAAAUCCCGUACAGCAAUUACAUUUUUUUGGGCUACGAGGAAGGUGCCGUUAUGCACUUGGAUUACAUAUCGAGGCUUAUGUGGCAGGCUCAGGUAAUAGGCAGUAAAACGUGGACCGUGGCGCCGACACCAGAAUGUCACAGCGAAUGUAAAUCUUUUAAGUUUUCUGUCGAUGCGACGGACGUUGUACUGUUGGAUACACGGAUCUGGUAUCACAGUACUCGCGUCGAAAACGACGGUCUUAGUCUGACAGUCACCUCCGAGUACGGGUAGACUUUUAAGCCUUUGAUUUUAUAUAUCACCUUUUACUUAUAGCCAAAAUUUAUAUUUACGUACAUACUGCUUAGAUGGGACUUUAAGCAGUCUUUUUUUUAUUCCUCCAGGAAUAUUGCAGAAAUUGGUUACGAUAUUUUUAGUGUUGCUUCGUAGUCAAUGCUUCAUUAUUCGAGAUAUCUUUUUUUGCCAUGUAUGUUAUUGCUCCCGGUGAGCAAAAUGCCAAUUAAAGAAGAACGAGAUCAAGUCGCUGAUUGUACAUUAAAUGAUAGCGAAUGAGAAAUGUAUAUAAUAAUAUGACAAAUUUAUAAUAUAUAAGUAAUUUUCCAAUUGUAAAUAGAUCGUUAAACUAAUAGAGGAAGUUUAUAAAAAUUAUUCGAGAAAAACUGCCUUGUUGAAGAUCGAUAUUGCGAUCGUUGUUUUUAUCGCGCCAUGUGCCAAUGUCGUUGAUAUUUUUUGUAACUUUUAAUAAAAACUCUCAGCAAAGACAAACAUAAACCGUGAUUUGGUAGAAACCGUUUAUAUAUUUACAUUACGUGUAAACAUUUAUUCUGUAAUUAGAUCGUAGAUUCGCGUGAAACACAACAACAAUACAAUCGUUUUCAAAACAUAACAUGUACAUAAGAAAAUCAUUGUACGUACUCGCGUUAAUACAUUAAUACAUGUUGAUAUUGCUGCAGACACUUGCAGCAAUAUCUGUGCUCUAACAUUGCGUAGC
Molecule: messenger RNA, 2300 nt
Organism: Ooceraea biroi (clonal raider ant)
Lineage: Eukaryota; Metazoa; Arthropoda; Insecta; Hymenoptera; Formicidae
Molecular function (GO): 2-oxoglutarate-dependent dioxygenase activity
Source: RefSeq, a predicted model, not a curated record